GACGGGUUAGACAGAUUUUUAGGGAGUGUCGGACAUAUUUACCUUUUUUUGAAACGGUCACCCUGACUACCUUAACUUUUUUACUCUUUGAGUUGUUCAUAAAAUGUCAAAACAAUAAUGAAUUUUAAAUAAAGAGAGAUGAGUGAGAGAAGUCACAGUUUACUUAGAAUUAAUUAAAAGGAACUUUGUAUAUGAGGAAGUAAUAGAUAUGUUUCUAGUGUAAUGUCUAGAAGUUACCGUUUCUGAAAUAUUUGAAUCGGACUGUGAUUACUGUCACCUCUGUUAUGUUUUAUCUUCAGAACUGAUAUUUUUACUAUACAUAAUUUGAAAUGGAAACUUCGAAAAGACAUGCGUCGCAAGCACAAGUAGCUGCUCUUAUGGAUUUUAUGCAGGAUCAUUCGGAAUUAGCAAAAGGUCAUGCUAGCUCUGGUCUCGAAAAAGAAGAUCUUGAAACACAAUGGGAAGACCUUACUAACACACUUAAUACAAUGGGCGGUGCGAUAAAAUCUGUUGAAAAGUGGAAACAGACAUGGCGUGACUUAAAAUCUAAUAACAAAAAGAGAGCACUAUUAAAACAACAACAGUCUAUGUGUGAUACUAGUAUGGGCCCGAGCUCAGAGACCCAAGAAAAUGUACAAAAUUAUAAUGAAACUUAUGUUCCACCAGCAAAGAAAAGAUUUGCUUCUUUCGAUGAAGAAAUAAUAAGAAUAGAAAGAGAUAAAUUACAACUUGACAGAGAAUAUAAAGUACAGAAGAUAGAAGUACUUUCCAGGAUUGCAUCUGCAUUAGAAGAUUUGGCAAGAAAAAAGUCCUAGUCAAGUAGUAUUUUUUGAAACUUUUAAAAAUCUCCUUUUUUAUGACAUUAUUCUUUUUACUUUUUUUACUCAGAUUUUAAUGAAAGUUUGACAUGAAAGUUUUGGAUGUAAGCUGGUAUUAUAAUCAUAUUGAGUUAGACUUUUUGUGCAU
This is a messenger RNA of Diatraea saccharalis (sugarcane borer), 966 nucleotides long. The record is from the annotation of a GenBank genome assembly. NCBI's taxonomy places the organism in Eukaryota, Metazoa, Arthropoda, Insecta, Lepidoptera, Crambidae.